Molecule: messenger RNA, 1545 nt
Organism: Cataglyphis hispanica
Lineage: Eukaryota; Metazoa; Arthropoda; Insecta; Hymenoptera; Formicidae
Gene: Pex11ab
Product: peroxisomal membrane protein 11B
Exons: 5
Coding region: 641-1303 (220 amino acids)
Biological process (GO): peroxisome fission; regulation of peroxisome size
Cellular component (GO): peroxisomal membrane
Source: RefSeq, a predicted model, not a curated record
ACAUGGACCGUGGCCAAACUCUAUCUAUAGGGACUCUAGUAUCAUCGUCCUCCAAUUACUUCCGGGCCCACUUGAUGGUUACAAAAAUUUACCCAGGGUUGACAGUCUUUAAUAGUAUCUCGUCGGUGACGAAAGGACUCCACGACGGCACAUUGGCCGAUUUCUGAUUAAGGAUCUCUAGAGAAACAGAACGAAACAAUUAUUGGGCUAGUGUUUAUUUCCCCGAUUUGUAUUCACUAAUAAGGACGAAUCAAUUCUAAAUCAAUCAAAUAAAUUAUAUAAACAAUUCAAGUAUGAUGAAUAAACCAACAUAUAUAAAUCUUAUUUAUGCAUAUUUUUAUCUCCUAACCAUGCGAGAAUAAAUACGUAUGUAUUUCACAAUAGGAUGACUGGUUAAUUGAUAAUGAUGAAACAAGCACAAUCGGGGUAAUAGAUAUAUAUUAUGACAGAUGUAAGAAAGACGCAAAAUAACAUCAACAAGAUUUUUGCAUUCAAUUUGGUGUACAAGAUUGCAUUAGACUAUUCUAUAUCAUCUUGAGAAAAUACGAACGAUAAUUUUUAUUCAAAUUAUUUAUUCUUUUGUUUCUGUUUAAUGUUAUUUGCGCAAUUUUGAAUUCAAAUAACUUGUUUGGAAAAAAUCAUGGAUAUCAUUGUAAGGCUGAAUGAACAAACGGCAGGCAGGGAUAAAAUAAUAAGAUUAUUACAAUAUGGAAGUCGUGCUUAUUGGUACUAUGCGCAGAAUGCACAAAGCACAAAAUUCUCAGCUGAAAUUUUGAGAAGUUUGGAAUUCACUUUUAGUACAUUCCGAAAAUUGCUCCGUCUUGGAAGAUGCUUAGACACUUUGUAUUCGGCUCUAAAAAUGAUGAAGUAUCCUGAUCCAACAGUCAAGAUAACAUUAAUUAUGGCAAAAAUAGCAAAUGCUUUGUAUUUACUGGCAGAUCAUUUUAUUUGGGUCGGCAGAGUAGGAAUUUUAAGAGUCAAUUUGGAAAAGUGGAAUAGAGUUGCAAAUAAAUAUUGGCUAAUAACUAUUAUUAUGAGUUUAAUGAGAGAUUUUUAUGAGAUUAUAAAGAUUUUAAAACACGAGAAAAAUAUAUUUAAACAAUAUCAAAUAUUGUCCUGUCUAAGAAAUCAUAAAAAAGUGAUGAUGGAUACAGUUAAAAAUGGAUGUGAUUUAUUUAUUCCAUUGACAGCAUUAGGUAUCACAAAAUGUACUCCUGGUACAGUAGGUUUACUUGGAAUAAUUUCUUCAUUUAUUGGUCUCUAUACCAUUAUCAAUCCACUUUAUAAAUUAACUCCAUCUUAGGAUAGAAUAUUUAUUAAUAUGGUGUGUGUGUAUGUAUAUGGAUCUUUUGAUUAUAGAUAUAAAUACAUAUAAGGAAAUGGGCAUAUAUGCAAUAUUCUUACAUCAAAAUGUUUUAUGAUUCUAUGAUUAAUUAAUAUGAAAGAUGUUAUUGAUUAUAUGUGAUUAUCAGGAAAAAAUAGAUCUUUUCUCUGUUUUUUUAAAAUAUAUAUUUCAUAAUAUAAUAUACUUAUUUAUAAUCUAAA